CUCGUUUCGGUUCCUCGUUAGUGGCCGUCUUGAUGAUAUAUUGUAGCAACGGUUGUUCGCUAGUUGUGGUUUCGGUUGUUUGCUAGUAUGGGUACUUGAGCCGAAUCAUCUUGAUCAUUCUAGUUUCGAUUCUUCGCUACUGAUAUUGCAACUUUCCGCGACACUGAGGUGUGUACAACUACUUAUCACAGUUAUAGUUUUCAUGUAACGUACUAGUCUAGGAUUACCUCUUACAUUAUGAUAUGGUGAUCUCCAGUGCUUUUCAUGAGCCCGCUCCAUUCCUUUUCGAAGACGUCUACUUCUGCAUGGAUGUUGUAACGAGAGAUCGACCUGAGUAAUUAUCUCUAAUUUUUCGAGAGAUCGGACGGGACAUUGCGAGUAUGGUUGCAGUUGGCGAGAUUCCGCUUGAUACGCCCGACGUGCACGGGGUGCGGCUGGCAAAAAUACCUAUGCAUGGAGGGACCAUGCGUCCCUACGGAGCGAAUAGUAUAUUUUUUUUACACUUGAUAAAUUCAUUUGUAACUAAUAUUGCUUUUUGUGACCACUCACAGUGAGGGCACCUUCCUUGGUAAUUUUGUACACUCCUCUCUUUGAAUUUUACAGGCGUUGUAUUGUGCCCUGAUAUGCGAGACAUGCUCUUUCGUUUUUGUCAAGUGCCCGUAUACGGCUGA
Amoebophrya sp. A25 is the source of this 671-nucleotide messenger RNA. Lineage: Eukaryota; Dinophyceae; Syndiniales; Amoebophryaceae. The record is from the annotation of a GenBank genome assembly.